UGGAACUCCUCCACACAACCUGGAAUCACUCUCUCUCUCUUCAACAAAACCUUCUCUCUCUCUCUCUCUCUGCAAGUUCAACCAACCUCCAUGGCUCUUCUAGCUCGAAACUCACAUCGAAUGGCCCUAGUUGCAUCACAGAGAUCAGCAACGAUCCACACAACCCUUCCAUCACUGGCUCCGCCAUCGCCGUCGCCGUCGCCGUCGCAGCCCACGCCCUACUCCCGCCCUCCGCCUCCGUCGAUGACGUCGCCGGGGGGGAUGUCGAAGGCGGCCGAGUUCGUGAUCUCGAAAGUCGACGAUCUGAUGAAUUGGGCUCGCCGCGGCUCCAUCUGGCCCAUGACCUUCGGUCUCGCUUGCUGCGCCGUCGAAAUGAUGCAUACCGGUGCUGCUCGCUACGAUUUGGAUCGGUUUGGUGUCAUCUUCAGGCCGAGCCCUAGGCAGUCCGAUUGUAUGAUCGUCGCUGGCACUCUCACCAACAAGAUGGCCCCCGCUCUUCGCAAGGUGUAUGAUCAAAUGCCCGAGCCAAGAUGGGUCAUUUCUAUGGGAAGCUGUGCAAACGGUGGUGGGUACUACCAUUAUUCAUACUCUGUCGUUCGGGGUUGUGACAGAAUUGUCCCAGUUGACAUUUAUGUCCCGGGUUGCCCACCCACCGCUGAAGCCUUGCUUUAUGGAAUCCUCCAGCUGCAGAAAAAGAUCAAUAGGCGCAAGGAUUUCCUUCAUUGGUGGACUAAAUAAGUUUAUCACCUGCCUGCUUAAUAUAAAUGUGUCGGGAAAAAUAAAACCAACUGUACCAGAUUUUUCUCUUGGCGAAGUGGCAUAUAAAGGAGGAGACUUGUUUUAAUCUCUGUUAUUGGAGAUCACAACAAGCCAUGUGUUUGAUUUUAUUUCUGUUUUGUGAAGCAACUGUUUUUGUCAGCAUUCUUUCUAGGCACCACAUGUGUUCUAAACAUCUUUUGAAGCUAUUGAUUGCUUGAAUCUGAUUAUAUCUUUGUAUUUUUGUUUGUGUGUGGUAUCACCUGAAGCUGUAUGUGAAUGUUAGGUCAUUUUUAUGUAAGAGACUAUACAAAUUUAUUUGUUUGUGUUGCA
Messenger RNA from Camellia sinensis, 1089 nucleotides. RefSeq names its product NADH dehydrogenase [ubiquinone] iron-sulfur protein 7, mitochondrial. Gene Ontology annotation, molecular function: NADH dehydrogenase (ubiquinone) activity; 4 iron, 4 sulfur cluster binding; quinone binding. Gene Ontology annotation, cellular component: respiratory chain complex I. NCBI's taxonomy places the organism in Eukaryota, Viridiplantae, Streptophyta, Magnoliopsida, Ericales, Theaceae. The record is from RefSeq and is a predicted model, not a curated record. Gene Ontology annotation, biological process: mitochondrial respiratory chain complex I assembly; aerobic respiration; electron transport coupled proton transport.